Messenger RNA from Hippocampus zosterae (dwarf seahorse), 1497 nucleotides. It is a transcript of the gene mlf2, whose product is annotated as myeloid leukemia factor 2. Gene Ontology annotation, biological process: regulation of DNA-templated transcription. Gene Ontology annotation, cellular component: nucleus; cytoplasm. The record is from RefSeq and is a predicted model, not a curated record. Lineage: Eukaryota; Metazoa; Chordata; Actinopteri; Syngnathiformes; Syngnathidae. Bases 291 to 1037 code for a protein of 248 amino acids. The transcript has 8 exons.
ACAAGCGACGGGUAAACUAAUUUGCCUUCUCUUUGUCAAAAUCUGACUUCCGUUUCUCAUGUUUUGUUCAGGCUUCUGGAUUCUGCCAUCCCGGCUUUACAGCGAAUUAGUUUUCCGCUUUGCUUCAUCUGAAGUAUUUCGGACAACAGAGUUGGCCCCCUUUUGAUGUGGGAGGUGGGGCCGGAGUGCAUCGUGUUGUCGUUCGUGGAAAACAAGGUCUAUUUACCUCGCUAGCUAGCUACCUAGCUGGCUAACAGCAGCCAGCUGAAUUGCAUCACCAGCCGUCGAGCAUGUUUCGAUUCCUGAAUGACGUUGACGACGACCCUUACAUGCUGGAUCCUUUCGCCGCUCACAGGCAACAGAUGAGGAGCAUGUUCGGACCGUUCGGCAUGGACCCUUUUGCCCUCACGCCACAGAUUCAAGCGCCUCGUGCACCACGGCGACAGACCGGUGCCUUGACCCCGUUUGGCAUGAUGGGAAUGGGUGGAGGGUUCAUGGACAUGUUUGGCAUGAUGGGGGAAAUGAUGGAAAACAUGGAGAGGAUUUCUGGAUCGCCCAACUGUCAGACUUUCUCGUCGUCAACAGUCAUCUCCUACUCUUCCAUGGACGCCGGGGCUCCUACGGUGUACCAGCAAACCCAUCAAACAAGACAUGGCCCAGGAGGGAUCCGGGAGACCCGUCAGUCCAUGCGAGACAGCGAAAGCGGCCUGGAGCGCCUGGCCAUCGGCCACCACAUCGGCGAACGCGCGCACAUCAUGGAGCGCUCGCGGAACCGCCGCACCGGCGACCGCGAAGAACGGCAGGACUUCAUCAACCUGGACGAGACCGAGGCCGAGGCGUUUGACACGGAGUGGAGGACUCAGGCGGGGCGAUACGCUCCGCCCAGCGCCCGGGCUUUGGACUACGGCCGAGACCGACGGGCGGGCGGUCAGCCGCUUGCCCUCACCGCGCCGCCCGGCUCCACAACCCCGCCGGGACAUCGGCACGACUCCCCCCGACACCACCCGCCUCAGUCUCGCCCGCGUUACGACUGGUGAAAGGAGUGCCACCCGUAAACAUGAGCCGACCGGCGGAGGAGCGCAGGAAAUUUCUCCACGGAUCCUGUGAAUCAUCUUGAAGAUCGUUCCAACCUCCUUUUUUGAUGUUGAAGUCGACCGGACUGUCUAUACCAUAAACACGUAACAUCUCCCAAACCAACCAACCAACCAACAACGCCCUGUUGUCCUCCCACUCGCCGCCCCCGUCAACGGACAGUCGAUAGUCUUAGGAUGAAUCCUCCGCGCACACUCACACACUUGUAUAAAACACUUGCUUCCCUCCUCAAGAUUUGAUGUGUGUGUCUUUUUGCCCACUAAAAAAGUGCUCCAAGUAUAAAGUGCAUCUGCUGUACAGGUCGUUUUAUGUUUGUGGAGACACAAAAAUGUGUCUGUGAAAUGAAUUGUAUUCUGUUGACUUGGUAAACUAGCUAGGUGACGUUAAUAAAACAUUGCUAGAUAA